Spirodela intermedia is the source of this 591-nucleotide messenger RNA. Lineage: Eukaryota; Viridiplantae; Streptophyta; Magnoliopsida; Alismatales; Araceae. The record is from the annotation of a GenBank genome assembly.
AUGAGGUUGCAGACGGAGACGGAGAGAGAGGCGGCGGCGUCGGUGCAGGCCGGUGCAACUUCCCUAUUCCUGGCGGGGAGGACGUGGGCGAGGACGGGGUUGAGGAGUCUCCGCGUCUUCGUCCCCGACUGCGACUCCGCGGAGGAGGAGACGGUGGCGGCAAUGGCAGAGACGGAGGAGGUCCUCCGUGUGGCCAUCUCGAUGGAAAGCAGCACCAGAGGAGUCGUAGAGAGAGAAGAGUCCCCGGAGACGAAGAAGAUGAAGAUGGCGGAGCGGCGAGCGGCGGCGACGGCGGAGGAGGAGAAGGUUCUCUGUUUGGCCAUUUCCAGGGAGAGCAGCCGGAGAGGAGUUGCAGAGAAAGAAGGGUCGCCGGAGACGAAGAAGAGGAAGCCGGCGUCGCCAACGGGGAGGGAGCACAAGUGCAACGAGUGCGGGAGGAGUUUUACGACGGGGCAGGCUCUCGGAGGCCACAAGAGGAAGCACUGGAAGGGCCUCCCCGCUGGUGUGAGAUCGCUGGAGUUGGAUCUGAACUCGCCGCCGCCGGCGCGAGAGGAGGAAGAAGGCCCCAUUCCCUUCUUCAGGUUCCUCUGA